UACUCAUAUGCAUACAGUUGGUGACAAAUAUUUACACAGACUACACACUUAUUUGAAUACUGCACAAUACAUUUACACAAUUAUAUAUAAAUAGCGGAAUAUUUGAUGGGAUAGGAUUCCUUCCUGAAGUUUAAAAAAUAUCUCAUCGAGCUGCGAACAAGAAAAGAAUGUUGUAUUCAGUUCUAUCAGCGUUAAAUGUCCAGACAGUUCUAAUUGGAUUACUAGUUGUACUUGUUGUUUACAAACUCAGACAAAGAUGGAAGUAUAAUGUGCCUCCAGGACCAUUUUGCUGGCCUCUGAUUGGAAGUUAUGAAGUUAUCCAAGCCAAAUUUCUACAUGAAAUAUUUGUAAAAUAUUCGAAAAAAUAUGGACCAGUGUUCACUGUUAGUGUAGGACCUUAUCAUAUGGUUGUUUUAAACGAUAUCAAUAGUGUCACAGAAGCAUUAGUCAAAAGCAAAUCUGAUUUUGCCGACAGACCAUUAGUUCAUUCGGCUCACAUGUUAACGGAGGGAAGUAAAGAUAUAAUUUUUGCUAAAUAUACACCAACAUGGAAACUGCACAGAAAAAUUUCUGUAAAGGCAUUAAGGCAAUAUUUGGCAGGGAACCGUUUAGAGGAAGUUCUCCAUGCUUCAAUGAAUAUAUGUUUACCUUUAAUGGCAAAAGAAAAUGGAGCAUUUAAUCCAGAAAAUUACAUAGAUUUAAUGGUGUUCAAUAUUCUUAAUGCUGUGUGUUUCGGCGAAAGUGUCGAAUUAGAUGAUCCAGAAUUUAUGAGAUUUAUGAAACUUAGCAAGAAAAUAAAUGAAAUGACAGGAAAUGGUUUUGUUGAAGAUAUGUUCCCAAUCAUGUGUAAAAUAUGGACAACUCAUAAGUACAGAACAAUACACAACAUGAAUAAUGAACUCAUCUCUAUUAUCAAAAGGAAAUUUGAGGAACACGAAGAAACAUUUAAUAUAGACAACGUCAGAGAUUUUACUGAUUCCUUGAUACUGGCAAGAAAAGAAGCAGAACAGGAAGAGAAAGCGGAAAUAUUAUCCCAGUUAUCUGACACACAUCUUAGACAAACUGUAUUCAAUAUUUUUAGCGCUGGUAUCGAAACAUCAACAGUAACAUUAGGUUUUGCUGUACGUUACAUGGCUGGAUUACCAGAGAUUCAGAGUAAAGUUCAGGAAGAAAUAGACAGAGUUGUUGGAAAAGAUAGAUUACCGACGGUCAAAGACAGAGAAAAUCUCAGCUAUACAGAAGCCACCUUACAUGAAGUCAUGAGACUUGGUACAGCUGUUCCAUUAGGUAUACCUCAUAGUACAAUUUGUGACACACGAGUUGGUGGUUAUGAUGUUCCAAAGGACACAAUGGUUAUGAUCAAUCACUGGGCACUUCACAAUGAUCCCAACUAUUGGAAAGACGUGAAGAAAUUUGAUCCCACACGCUACCUGGACGAAAAUGGAAAGCUUGGUAUGAAACCAGAAAGCUGGUUACCAUUUUCAGCAGGCAGACGUGGGUGUUUAGGUGAAUCUGUUGCUAAACCAGAACUUCAUCUGAUUUUUGCAACACUUAUGCAAAAGUUCAAGAUUACCUUACCUGAAGGAACCAAUCCCGAAAUAGAACUAUGUGGAUCUGGUGCCAUUGCAAUACCUGCUCCUUAUAAAGUCAUUGUUAAAGAAAGAAAUCUUUUAUAAACUUUCUUGACAUUGUAAAAGAUUUUUCUAACUGAACGUUUUCUUUAUACUUUUAGUUGAUUGUUCGAAAAUGAUAUAGACAUCCUACCAGUUUAAUAUAAUAAUAAAACUAUUUAGAUUUGAUUUAUUUCAUGCUUUUAAUGUGUUUUUGUUUAAGUUCUGCUAUGAAUUUACCUUAUCUACAGAUCAAUAUCAUGGCAACUGUACCUGCUAUCAAAUGUAUGCAUUAUACAUUUUAUAAAUACUGAUUGCCAAUAGAAAUAAAGGCAACGAUAGUAUACCGCUGUUCAUUAGUUAUGAAUCGAAUAAGCGAAAAAAAAAAACAAAAAAAAAACGGUGACGAACUUAAACCGAGAGAAAAACAUCAACUAUGAAAGGAAAACAACGGAACAACAGAAACACUGAACUGCAACAAAAACAAACGCCAACAUACAUAGAAAUGGACUAUUUGAUAACAACUGCCAUAUUACUGACUUGUUACAGGACAGUUUAAGAAGAAAUGUUUGGUUGAUCCUGGUUUUAUGGCUAGCUAAACAACGCAACAUGUACAGGUAUUUUUUUAUUUGAUAAAAAACAAAACAAACUAAGAUAUAUUUUUCCAAAGCAGCCCAAUGUCUCCAAUCAUUGUAAGUUUUUUUUAUCAGAAAAUGUUUUUACCACAUGCACUGAACAUAUCAUUGUCAUUGUUUGUAUUAUAAAUACUUAUAUAUUGUUUAUGUUAUUGUGAAAUUAGUUUAUGAGAAUAUGAUUUCGUGCAUUCAUUUUCAUUUUUUUUUCUA
This is a messenger RNA of Mytilus californianus (California mussel), 2455 nucleotides long. Its product is annotated as steroid 17-alpha-hydroxylase/17,20 lyase-like. The coding region runs from base 168 to 1676 and encodes 502 amino acids. Gene Ontology annotation, biological process: progesterone metabolic process; hormone biosynthetic process. NCBI's taxonomy places the organism in Eukaryota, Metazoa, Mollusca, Bivalvia, Mytilida, Mytilidae. The record is from RefSeq and is a predicted model, not a curated record. Gene Ontology annotation, molecular function: steroid 17-alpha-monooxygenase activity; iron ion binding; heme binding. The transcript has 11 exons.